Molecule: messenger RNA, 3289 nt
Organism: Daktulosphaira vitifoliae (grape phylloxera)
Lineage: Eukaryota; Metazoa; Arthropoda; Insecta; Hemiptera; Phylloxeridae
Gene: AP-1-2beta
Product: AP-1 complex subunit beta-1
Exons: 14
Coding region: 265-3000 (911 amino acids)
Biological process (GO): intracellular protein transport; vesicle-mediated transport
Cellular component (GO): clathrin adaptor complex; membrane coat
Molecular function (GO): clathrin binding
Source: RefSeq, a predicted model, not a curated record
CAGUGUAAUUAUCAAUAUCAAACGAUCAAAACUGAAAAAACCCUUCUAUAAAACUAAAAAAAUAGUUGAAAAGCCUGUAGUACUUACCGGUUAAACGAUUAUUUCUACUAUUAUUUAAGAUUAUUAAUCAAUUUAUAGUAUUAUUUAUUUAGAUUGAAAUAUCAUCUUCAAUUAUUAUUGAAAUAAAAAAGUUAUUGUUGACGCCCCUAACAGUACACAAUUUAUAUCAUAUAAACUGAAGAAGAUAUAAAAAUAUCUGUUAAAAUGACCGAUAGUAAGUAUUUUACUACUACUAAGAAAGGUGAAAUAUUCGAAUUGAAGUCUGAGCUUAAUAGUGACAAAAAGGAAAAAAAGAGAGAAGCUGUUAAAAAGGUCAUUGCUUCAAUGACAGUUGGAAAAGAUGUUUCUGCAUUAUUUCCUGAUGUUGUUAACUGUAUGCAAACUGAUAAUUUGGAAUUGAAAAAACUGGUUUACUUAUAUUUGAUGAAUUAUGCUAAAAGUAAUCCUGAUAUGGCAAUUAUGGCUGUUAAUACUUUUGUAAAAGAUUGUGAAGAUCCCAAUCCAUUAAUACGUGCUUUAGCUGUGCGUACAAUGGGAUGCAUCAGAGUUGAUAAAAUUACAGAAUAUCUUUGUGAACCAUUACGCAAGUGUUUACGGGAUGAAGACCCAUAUGUGAGGAAAACAGCUGCAGUCUGUGUUGCCAAGUUAUAUGACAUUAAUGCACAGUUAGUUGAUGAUCAAGGAUUUUUGGAACAAUUAAAAGAAUUACUUUCUGAUUCUAACCCAAUGGUUGUUGCAAAUGCUGUAGCUGCAUUAUCUGAAAUGAAUGAAGCAAGUAUAACUGGUUCACCACUAAUUGAAAUGAAUUCACAAACUAUAAAUAAGCUUUUAACUGCUUUAAAUGAAUGUACAGAAUGGGGUCAAGUAUUCAUACUGGAUUCUUUAGCAAAUUACAGCCCCAAAGAUGAUCGUGAGGCACAAAGUAUUUGUGAAAGAAUUACACCACGUUUAGCUCAUGCUAAUGCAGCAGUUGUAUUGUCUGCCAUUAAAGUACUGAUGAAACUCAUGGAAAUGUUGCCAACAGAUUCCGAUUUUGUGACAACUUUGACGAAAAAACUGGCUCCACCGCUUGUGACAUUACUUUCUACAGAACCAGAGGUCCAAUAUGUAGCCUUGAGAAAUAUUAAUCUUAUUGUACAAAAACGUCCUGAUAUAUUAAAGCAUGAGAUGAAAGUAUUUUUUGUGAAAUAUAAUGAUCCUAUUUAUGUUAAAUUAGAAAAAUUAGACAUAAUGAUUCGCCUUGCUUCGCAAGCAAAUAUUGCCCAAGUCUUAUCAGAACUUAAAGAAUAUGCCACUGAAGUAGAUGUUGAUUUUGUACGUAAAGCUGUACGUGCUAUUGGAAGAUGUGCAAUUAAAGUUGAACAAUCUGCUGAGAGAUGUGUUUCUACUCUUCUUGAUUUAAUUCAAACCAAAGUAAAUUAUGUUGUUCAAGAAGCCAUUGUUGUUAUAAAAGAUAUUUUCCGCAAGUAUCCUAAUAAGUAUGAAAGUAUAAUAUCAUUAUUGUGUGAAAAUCUGGAUACACUGGAUGAACCUGAAGCAAGAGCAUCUAUGAUUUGGAUAAUUGGUGAAUAUGCUGAACGAAUUGACAAUGCUGAUGAGUUGUUAGAAAGUUUUCUGGAAGGCUUCCAUGAUGAAAAUACUCAAGUGCAGUUGCAGUUAUUGACUGCUAUUGUAAAAUUAUUUUUAAAACGUCCCACAGACACACAAGAACUAGUUCAGCAGGUUUUAAGUUUAGCUACCCAGGACUCAGAUAAUCCAGAUUUACGUGAUAGAGGUUUUAUCUACUGGAGAUUAUUGUCUACUGAUCCAGGAGCCGCUAAAGAUGUUGUUCUUGCAGAAAAACCUCUAAUUUCUGAAGAAACUGAUCUUCUAGAACCUACUUUAUUAGAUGAACUUGUAUGUCAUAUAUCUAGUUUAGCUAGUGUUUACCAUAAACCUCCAAGUGCUUUUGUUGAAGGUAGACCUGGAUUACGCAAAUCUCUUCCUGCCAGAACUGAUAAUAUUACUUCAAGUAAUAUUCCUCAAGCUGCAGUUAUACCAGCCCCUCAAGAAUCAUUAAUAGGAGAUCUUCUUAGUAUGGAUUUGACAACACCAUCAGUAAUUCCAGCAUCAACUCAACCAUCUGUUGAUCUUCUUGCUUCUGGACUAGAUUCUCUGUUAACUACUACAGAUGUUCCUGCAACCUCUACAUCAAACACAGGUUUACUUGGGGAUAUUUUUGGAUUUACUCCUACUCCAGUUUCCUACUCUCCUCCUAAGCAACUUUGGCUACCAAGUGAAAAUGGGAAGGGUUUAGAGAUCAUGGGAACAUUUUCCAGAAAAAAUGGUCAAAUUAAUAUGGAUAUGACACUUAAAAACAAAGCAAUGCAACCAAUGUCUGGGUUUGCUAUUCAAUUGAACAAAAACUCUUUUGGCUUGACCCCUGCUCGUCCACUACAAGUAGUGAAUCCUCUAAUGCCAACUGCAUCUUAUGAAGCUUGUUUACCUCUUGCAACAACUGGAAUGGUUCAAAGAAUGGAGCCAAUUACUAACCUUCAAGUUGCAAUAAAGAACAAUAUUGAUGUAAUGUAUUAUGCAUGUAUUGUUCCUAUGAGUAUAUUUUUUGUCGAAGAUGGUCAAAUGGACAAAAGAGUAUUUUUAACUACGUGGAAAGAUAUUCCUGCUGAGAAUGAAGUUCAAUUUACUUUAAAAAAUGUACUUUGCAAUACAGAGGCUAUUGUGAUGAAAAUGUCUCAAAACAAUGUUUUUACAAUUGCUAAAAGAAAUGUUGAAGGACAAGAUAUGUUGUAUCAAUCAUUGAAAUUAACAAAUGGUCAUUGGGUAUUAAAUGAAUUGAAAAUUCAGCCAGGAAAUCCAAAUAUUACGUUAUCAUUAAAAUCUCAAACAUUAGAGGUGGCACAAGGUGUAUUUCAAGCAUAUGAUGCUAUUCUUCAUUCAUAGAACUCUAAAUCCUUUACACAAUGGAAGCUUACAAAAAUAAAUGAACUUUAAAAUAGAAUAAACAUACAAAAUAAGUGAAAAUUGUAUUAAUAUUAUUGAUAUUUAUGAUAAUUAAAUAUUACCGGUUAAAUAAUAAUCUUUAAUUCAUUUAUAGGUAAUAUAAAUUUACUAAUUUAGUUUUCAUUGAUAUAAAUAUAGUAUUUACUAUUUGUAAUACUUAAUUUUUUUUGUUAAAAUUUAUACUUAAAAAUGUAUUAUUAUUAUUAUUACAUAUUAAAUAUUAUUAUAC